Messenger RNA from Cajanus cajan (pigeon pea), 336 nucleotides. The record is from RefSeq and is a predicted model, not a curated record. NCBI's taxonomy places the organism in Eukaryota, Viridiplantae, Streptophyta, Magnoliopsida, Fabales, Fabaceae.
AUGGCUAUGCUAGUGGGGUUAGGCUCUUCGUUUUUCCACCAUGUGGGGUAUGUUGUUGAUGGGGUUGUGGCCAUAGGGGCUAUGUUUUUGGAAGCCUUUGUGGUGAGGAAAGGGGGUGGUUUGUUGGUUGUAGUGAGCUUGUGGCGUGUCAUUAGAGUUGUGGAGAGUGCCUUUGAGUUGAGUGAUGAGGCCAUUGAAGCUCAAAUUGCGGGUAUAGUUUGCCAAUUUGAGGCACUUAAAGAAGAAAAUACGAGGCUCUUGGAAGUAAUAUAUGAGAAGGACAAGAUGAUUGAAAUGCUCAAGGAAGAUUUAGAUAAGUGUAGAGAUUUUUUUUAA